Messenger RNA from Plasmodium vivax (malaria parasite P. vivax), 878 nucleotides. RefSeq names its product cytochrome c, putative. Lineage: Eukaryota; Apicomplexa; Aconoidasida; Haemosporida; Plasmodiidae. Gene Ontology annotation, molecular function: heme binding; electron transfer activity. Bases 414 to 878 code for a protein of 154 amino acids. Gene Ontology annotation, cellular component: mitochondrial intermembrane space. The record is from RefSeq and is a predicted model, not a curated record. Gene Ontology annotation, biological process: mitochondrial electron transport, ubiquinol to cytochrome c; mitochondrial electron transport, cytochrome c to oxygen. The transcript has a single exon.
CAUUCCUAUCGUAUAUUUUGACACACCAACGGGGUGAAAGAGCGGUACCACGGAAAAAAAAAAAAAAAAAAAUGAGCAGAAAGUGAAGCAGGAAAAGAAAAAACACGAACAGGCAGGGGGCACAAAAAAAAGGAAACCUGACCAGAUGGUCAAGUAGGAAAAGAAAAAUUAUGAAGAGGCUGUGAAGCAGGAAAAGUAAAAAAUAAAUUCAGGCAUGAAAUUUGCUCUGCCAGAAUAAGUUGAACCCUGCAAGGGCAGAUACGACUAGCACAGAAAAGAAAAACGAACCAACUGUCGAGCGAACCUAAGAAGCUGCCCCCGAGCAGCUCUAAGGCAACCCUAAAGUAACCUCCCAAUUAACCCCCCAACUACCGCACGAACACACGGAACAAACACCACUUACAAACCGAAAGAUGAAUGUAGCCAGGAAUAAAAAGAACAACCUGAUAGAUGACGAACUACCAAAUGAUUUUGUGCUACCCAAGGGAGACAAAGUAAAAGGGGAGAAGCUAUUCAAGAAGCACUGUAAGCAAUGUCACUCCAUAGCCCCCGACAACACACAAUCCAAUUCGGGGUUCACGAGUUGGGGUCCCUCCUUAUUUAAUGUUUAUAACAGAACGGCUGGAAUGAGCAGAGGCAAUUCGCCUUUUCAAGUAUCACCUGAUAUGUACGCGUCAGGCAUUAUAUGGAAUGACUUAAAUUUAAUGAAGUACAUGAGGAACCCCAAAGAUUUUGUAGAAGCAAACAUUGGUAUGAACUUUAAAGGAAUUUCAAAUUUUCAAGAUAGGGUUGACAUCGUUCACUAUUUAAAAACCCUUACGUAUGAUGACCCACAUGGGAGAGAAAUUGUGGAAAAAUUUUCCAAAAAAAAAAAAUAA